AUGAUAUUGCAGGACAGCGAUAUUUUCCUUCUGGAUGACCCGUUCUCUGCAGUGGAUGCCACCGUUGCUAAGAGCAUAUAUGAAAAGUUACUAGGUCCAGGUGGUCUUCUCGCGGCGAAGACUGUGAUUCUCGUUACACAUUCUAUUGGAUUCACGAAAAACGCUACUAUAAUUCAUGUGAUGGAUGGUGGAAGGAUCGUCGAUAGAGGGACAUACGAAGAGCUGUUGCAAAGAAGCAGUGUCUUCAGUCAGAUUAAGCGCGAACUGGAAGAGAUGCAGAAGAAGGAGAAGAAUGCGGAUAAAGCUCGUGAGUUAAGCUAA
Haemonchus placei is the source of this 321-nucleotide messenger RNA. The record is from the annotation of a GenBank genome assembly. Lineage: Eukaryota; Metazoa; Nematoda; Chromadorea; Rhabditida; Trichostrongylidae.